AUGGCUAAGGGAGACGCAUCGAAGCCAAAGGCGGUGCCCAACAAGCACUUGCAUUCGCGCAUUUCCUACCUCUACCAGGCCGCCACCUACCUCGCCAACCAAAGCGGCCAGCGCGCCGAGCAGAGGAACGGCGGAAAUGCUGGUGAUCCCGGCCAGAACGCCUUUCCUCCAGGCCUGCCCUUCUACUAUGCGUCACAUCUCCACUCGGUCUCCAUGAAGUCGCAAAUUCGGCUCUCACAAGACGUCAAGAAUUCCGUUUGUAAGCGCUGCAAUGCUAUUCUAAUCCCUGGGAACACGUCCUCAAGCAAGAUUGAGAACCUAAGUCGGGGAGCCAAAAAGCCUUGGGCCGAUGUACUCGUUGUCGAGUGCAACGUCUGCAACGCACAGAAACGCUACCCUGUCGGAGCUAAGCGGCAGCCCAAGAAGAGCGAGAAAGCAAGGCCAGCAAGCAUGAGAGCCGACAAGGACGUGACCGAAAACAUGGAAAUGGAGAAGCGUUAG
Molecule: messenger RNA, 501 nt
Organism: Diplodia corticola
Lineage: Eukaryota; Fungi; Ascomycota; Dothideomycetes; Botryosphaeriales; Botryosphaeriaceae
Product: rnase p rpr2 rpp21 subunit domain-containing protein
Exons: 1
Coding region: 1-501 (166 amino acids)
Biological process (GO): tRNA processing
Cellular component (GO): nucleolar ribonuclease P complex
Source: RefSeq, a predicted model, not a curated record